GAACGUUCGCGGGAGAACGCCAGGAAGGGCAGAUGGUUCCUCGACUCUGAGCCCCUCCCUGCUGCGCUCGCCGGGUCGAGGGCGCUCGCCGGGUCGAGGCCGCUCGCCGGGCUGAAGCCGCUCCGAGCGUCGGGCCCCGCGCCCUGGCCCUCCUGGGUGUAGUCCCGGUCCUGCCUCUGCGGGGCCCGAGCCCGCCCACGGCGCCGUCUGGCCAAGGUGUCCCAGCUGCUCCUUGGCGCCCCCUGGCCCAGCUCCCGCGCCCGAGGUUUCCGGUGAGCGGCAGUAGCCGGUUAUGACGACUCCCUCCUCUGGAACAGCCGCCGUCUCCUCCGCCUCCUCCUCGGUAGUUCACGGCUGCCCCGGCUCCAGGCCUGUGGAAAUCGAAUCAAGGGUUUCUGGAGUGGAGUGAUUCCAGCUGCUUUGAGCUGAAGGAAAAGUAGCCUGGCCAGUAAAGCGUCCGUGUGCUGGAGGAGUGCAGCCACCCAUCCCGGCGGGCCUUGCAGGACGACCGACACCAGGAAGGCUUUGUGCCAGGCCCAGCAGCCACCCCCAGCCGCCUUAUGCAAGUUUUAGAGACCUGAAACAUCACAGAAGCUUCUGAGUGGUUCUGAAGAUUCAAGAGGUUUGCAGGUUGCUAUGUUAAUGUUGUUUGUCUUUGGAGUCUUACUUCAUGAAGUCUCACUGAGUGGUCAGAAUGAAGCUCCUCCUAAUACUCACAGCAUUCCAGGCGAACCUCUGUAUAACUAUGCCAGCAUCCGCUUGCCAGAGGAGCACAUUCCCUUCUUUUUGCACAACAAUAGGCAUAUUGCCACUGUCUGUAGGAAAGACUCUCUUUGUCCAUAUAAGAAACACCUAGAGAAGCUAAAGUACUGCUGGGGUUAUGAGAAAUCCUGCAAACCAGAGUUCAGGUUUGGUUACCCAGUUUGCAGCUAUGUCGACAUGGGAUGGACGGACACUCUUGAGUCAGCUGAGGACAUAUUUUGGAAACAAGCUGACUUUGGAUAUGCCAGAGAGAGGCUGGAGGAGAUGCAUGUGCUCUGUCAGCCUAAGGAAACGAGUGACUCAAGUCUGGUGUGUUCCCGUUAUCUUCAGUACUGCAGAGCAACCAAUCUCUACCUUGAUUUAAGAAACAUCAAGAGAAAUCAUGACAGAUUUAUGGAGGACUUUUUCCAGAGUGGUGAAAUUGGAGGGCACUGUAAACUUGACAUCCGUACAUUGAUGUCUGAAGGUCAGCGCAAAAGCCCUCUGCAGUCAUGGUUUGCUGAGCUACAAAGCUAUACUCAGCUCAACUUCAGACCUAUAGAAGAUGCUAAAUGUGACAUUGUCAUUGAAAAACCAACAUAUUUCAUGAAAUUAGAUGCAGGUGUUAACAUGUAUCACCACUUCUGUGAUUUCAUCAAUCUUUAUAUUACUCAGCACGUUAAUAACUCAUUCAGUACUGACGUGUACAUCGUGAUGUGGGACACCAGUUCUUACGGAUAUGGUGACCUAUUCUCCGACACAUGGAAUGCAUUUACUGAUUAUGACGUUAUACAUUUGAAAACUUAUGAUUCCAAAAGGGUAUGUUUUAAAGAAGCUGUUUUUUCAUUACUCCCCCGCAUGAGGUAUGGGCUGUUCUAUAAUACUCCUCUGAUAUCUGGCUGUCAAAAUACUGGACUAUUCAGGGCAUUUGCCCAGCAUGUACUACACAGACUAAACAUCACACAAGAAGGACCUAAGGAUGGAAAAAUUCGAGUCACCAUUCUUGCACGGAGCACAGAAUACCGGAAAAUCCUAAACCAAAAUGAGCUUGUAAAUGCACUGAAAACAGUAUCUACAUUUGAAGUCCAGAUUGUUGAUUACAAGUAUAGAGAACUUGGGUUUUUAGAUCAACUAAGGAUCACACACAACACGGACAUAUUUAUUGGAAUGCAUGGAGCUGGUCUGACCCAUUUACUUUUCCUUCCAGACUGGGCUGCUGUAUUUGAACUGUACAACUGUGAAGAUGAACGCUGUUACUUAGACUUGGCCAGGCUGAGAGGCGUUCACUACAUCACUUGGCGACGGCAGAACAAAGUCUUUCCUCAGGAUAAGGGCCACCAUCCAACCCUGGGGGAGCACCCGAAGUUCACCAACUACUCUUUCGAUGUAGAAGAAUUUAUGUAUCUUGUCCUUCAGGCUGCAGACCACGUAUUGCAACACCCAAAGUGGCCAUUUAAGAAGAAACAUGAUGAGCUAUAAAUAUGCUGAGUCUGUUUGCAAAAAGAGAGUGUUUAAACACUCCAACACCCAGACUUAGAAUUAAAUCAGUAAAGCAAUCUGUUAUUUCCUAUCCCCGAAUUACCUUUUCUAUGCCAAAACAUACCUUCAGGAUAUUGUUAUGUGUUUUAUAGAUGUUAAGUGUUUCAUGUGGUUUUUGUGUCAUUGCUAUUUAUCAAUAGCAAUAAUUUUGCACUGAAAACUUUUUAUAGUUCAAAAUUUAAGCAUGGACUCCCCAGUAUACUUUAACUUUCUUUCUUUCUUUUUUUUUUUGGAGACAGAGUCUCACUGUCACCCAGGCUGGAGUGCAAUGGCAUGAUCUCAGUUUAUGCAACUUCUGCCUCCCAGGUUCAAGCGAUUCUUUUGCCUCAGACACCUGAGUAGCUGGGAUUACAGCCUGCACCACCACGCCUGGCUAAUUUUUUGUUGUUGUUGUUGAGAUACAGUUUCACUCUGUCACCCAGGCUGGAGUGCAGUGGCAUGAUCUCAGCUCACUGCAACCUCUGCCUUCUGGGUUCAAGUGAUUCUUGUGCCUCAGCCUCCCAAGUAGCUGGGAUUACAGGCGUGCACCACCACACCCAGUUAAUUUUUGUAUUUUUGAUAGAGACGGGGUUUCACCAUGUUGGCCAGGCUGGUCUCGAACUCUGGGUUCAAGAAAUCCUCCCACCUUGGCCUCCCAAAGUGCUGGGAUUACAGGUGUGAGCCACCACGCAUGGCCCUGAACUUUCUCUUUUUAGGAAUACCAAAGUUUUCAGCUUUUUCAGCUUUAGAAUUUGUAAAUAUUUUUGUAGAAUAUCAUAUGACUGUAAUUCCAGAGUGUUCCAACUUGUUUAUGAUAUAUUUGGGUAAAUUUACAACUGUUCUUUUAUUUGCCAUAAUCUGGUUAUAACACUGUUUGUGGUAGGAAAGGAAAACAUGCAAAACAUACACACACACACACGCAGAGUUGUGAUUCUCAGUACCAAGCUAUAGGACCAUGUUAUAGAUCAGCGUUUAGUCACCUCCAGGUUAUAUGCAUCAAGAACCUGAAUAAAUCAUGCCACUAUAUUAGUUUAUAUUACAUGUUUCAUAUUUAAAUCAUGUUUUCCUAAAAUGUAGCAACUACAUGUGAUAAAAGCAAAUUAGAACAUUCUGUAGGACUGUUUUGCAUACCUUCUGUCUGGUUUCCACUGAUUCCUUCUUAGCCAUGGAGAGCAUUUGUGAUUAAUUAAUUUAUAUAUGAAAUAAUGGUUUCCAUUUUAUGCGAGUAUUUGUAACUGCAUAUACCAGUGCGUGUGCAUCUACCUCUGUCAGCAUGAAAGUAUUCCAUUCUUUAAUUUCAAAAACUUCAAAUUAGCCUCAUGAAGAGAAUUUUUCCCUGUGAGAAGUAAGACCAAGAAAAAACAAACUGAAGACAUGUGACUUAUUCAAUGAAAGUGAAAAAGAAGCUCUAAAAAAGUGUCAUUGAUUAAAAAGAAUAUCUGGAAUGUAGCUCCACUCUUUGAGUGGGAUUCAUUUCUUACUGCUUAUGAACUUUCAAUUUAGUAGUCAGAAACCAUGGAUUUAUUUUACUGCACAAUGUGAAGUUUACAUUUUAUUAACACUUGAGUAGUCUGAUUUAGAGACUAGUUACUUCUAUUUUUUAAAAUAAUGGAGUAGCAAAUUACAGAAUAGCUAAAUAAUUUUUAAAAAAUAUUUUACAGUUGUAAAAAAUAUCCACCAGAAAAAUGACACACAAAACAAAAUAUCUGGACCUUUACAGAAGAUGUUUGCUGACCCCCACUUUAAAGGAUUGGAACAGUCUUCUUCAAUUGAGGAAUAUUUAUUAAAAUACCUGUAAAGAAAAUAGUGAAUCACUGUAGCAAUGGCUUUGAUUCAGACCUUAAAAUCACAUAAGAAGAAUUACAACAUGUUACGGAUUUUUAAGUGGCAGGUAUUGUAACUGUUUUUUUUGUGCAAAAUACUGAGUAACCACUGGGAAAAUAUUUCAGAUGAAAGGGAUGACAAAAGCAUGUUGCACUUUGCAUCAGCAAGGCAUUGACUUCUGAAAAAAUGAUCUGAAAAAAAAGUUUCACCGUUUGUCUUCUUACCUCAUUUUAAGAAGCAUGUGAAAAUGGGAUGCUGUAGACUAGUGAGAAUUUCAGAAAUUGAGAACAAUUUCAUAAUAAAACGGCUAUAUUUGAAGAGAGAAUGCAUUUUAUAUAAACAGGAAAAUACAUUUGACACUUUAUGGAAUUUUAUGAGACUUUGUGGGAACAGAAGUUCUUCAAAUUGUAAAAUGUAAAGAUUGCUCUUUUUAUUAAGUCUUUAACAGGGAUGUAUUUCAUUGUAUGUUUUGGGUAUGGCUUUGGAAUAAAUCAUUUUAUAUUUUCUUUGAAUAUCAGAACCAUUUUUAAGGUUUUCUGUGUCUGAAUGUUUCUGUGCUUCCUUUUUGGCAAUCUGGUAGCUCUUAGAUUAUAAAAAUUAAGUACCUCUCUGAUGAAGAAUUCAGUUUGAUCAAAAAUACCUUUUAUUUAGCAGUUUAUUACAUGAUGCUUCUGUAAAUGUUAUAUUGUAUAAUCGUUACCAAAAUGACAUAAGAAUUAUGGUUCCUGUUUUUCAUGUGAAGAAUGCUUCCCUGAAGAUCACAAGCCUUCUGAUUCCACGUUCACAGUCUUCCAUUUGUUUAGGGAAGUCUUCCAUUCCACUUUAGGGACGUUAUGGGACUUCGCUGAAGAUCACAAGCCUUCUUCUGAUUCCACGUUCACAGUCUUCCAUUCGUUUAUUUACUUGUUCAUUCAAUAAAUAUUGAUCGGGCUGCAA
Messenger RNA from Pan troglodytes (chimpanzee), 5019 nucleotides. RefSeq names its product EGF domain specific O-linked N-acetylglucosamine transferase (gene EOGT). The coding region runs from base 637 to 2220 and encodes 527 amino acids. Gene Ontology annotation, molecular function: protein O-acetylglucosaminyltransferase activity. Lineage: Eukaryota; Metazoa; Chordata; Mammalia; Primates; Hominidae. Gene Ontology annotation, cellular component: endoplasmic reticulum lumen. The record is from RefSeq and is a predicted model, not a curated record. The transcript has 18 exons.